Molecule: messenger RNA, 351 nt
Organism: Anastrepha obliqua
Lineage: Eukaryota; Metazoa; Arthropoda; Insecta; Diptera; Tephritidae
Exons: 2
Coding region: 1-351 (116 amino acids)
Source: RefSeq, a predicted model, not a curated record
AUGAAAGCAAUUUACUUGAUUUUCCUGCUUGUCGCCAGCACCUUCGUUUGCGCCAGUGCAAGUGAGCAAGUUAUUGGUACAAUUGCAUCAAAUGCUACGAUUUUGGGCAUGACUACAGUACAAAAACGCUUUCGUUUGGGCCAAGUGGUGACGGCUACUUAUACUUUUACCGGUGCUACUACUACCGCUGUUGUCACGGGCAUCAAGAUAAGUGACAACAAGCGUGCGGGGAAGAGUCCUGCUGUCGCAAUUACAAGCGGUGCACUAAACUCAAGCACCGUCACGCUGACGUUCACAUCACAACGCGGCUUUGGAAUUAAUAGUCAAGUUACCGUCUAUGGCACGGCAUAG